Habropoda laboriosa is the source of this 427-nucleotide messenger RNA. Its product is annotated as protein dpy-30 homolog. The record is from RefSeq and is a predicted model, not a curated record. Bases 1 to 339 code for a protein of 112 amino acids. The transcript has 3 exons. Gene Ontology annotation, cellular component: Set1C/COMPASS complex. NCBI's taxonomy places the organism in Eukaryota, Metazoa, Arthropoda, Insecta, Hymenoptera, Apidae.
AUGGCGUCUGGCGGUGCGGAAAACACCACGGAGGAAAGAACUGAGCCAGCGACGCCGGCACAACCCCUCACCAAUGUUGUGAGCGAAACAGCGCACAGGAUACUAGCAAUGAACAAGGACUCUGAUCUGUCCGGUGUACCACCAAAGAAGUCACGUGUCGAAGUACAAUCAUUGCCAACGAGGCAGUACUUGGAUCAGACUGUAGUCCCAAUUCUAUUACAAGCCCUGUCCAGUCUAGCCAAGGAACGACCUGCCGACCCCAUUAGCUAUCUAGCCGGAUACUUAUUAAGGAACAAAAGCCAAUACGACAAUGGUGAAUCUCCACCAACUAGUCAAUGAACUGCCUACGCACUUAUAACUAUGUGAUGAAAACUGAAGAAUCGUUCAUAAACAUUUAUUGAAAUUUCUUAGGAAUAUAUUCAAGUCG